CGGAGCGUGCGCCGCGAACUUGAUUUACAAGAGGCCGAUUAAAACAGUCGCCGAGUCAGGCCCCCUUUUACUCGCGGAAGCUGGAGCCGCACUGACUCUUUCGAUCUCAGUCAGUGGACCAGCGAAACACUAAAAAAAUCACCACCUUGGGUCCCCAAACUAUUUCCCAGUGUGAUCAUAAAAAAAAAAUUAAAAAAAAAAAAAUUACUAAAAUUGUCAUCUUAGUGCUUUUUUCAUCUUCAGUUUAUCUUUUCGGAAAAAUCAUCUCGGAAUCUGGAAUAAUCAUCUGGGAAGGAAUAAUCAAAACAAUUCAAGAAUCUUCAGGAGUCGAAGAAAUAUUCAGAAAUCAUCCAGGAAUCAACCCAGUGAUCAUUACAAAAAAAAAUCGCUAGUGAACCGUAACUUACUUCACCUAAAGACAAACUAAUUCUACAAUAGUCAAAGAAAUAUCCCACUAUAUUUAUACCCCCCACCACUUUAAAAACCGGAAGAUCAAAGUGUAAAAAGAUCUAGCCAAUCAGCCAAUCAAAUUUCCGGGGAAUUGUUUUUAUUAUUUUUCCUAUUAUUAUUAUUAUUAUUAUUAUUUGCCCUUGAAAAAGUAUAAAAGGAGUUGAAAUUUACUCAAACAAGAUGCCAACCAUCAGAUGGAUAGUAACGGGGUGUCAAAAUAUAACGGGGAGUGUUCGUUGUUCAAGUUUUUUGAGAUACCACACACCUAAUAUUGGUGUGAGAAAAUUUUCUGGAAUUACAAAUUCAAAUUUUCAUAAUUUUAAUAAAUGUACAAAAUACAUUUGUCAGCCAAUUAACAAGGUGACGAGGAACAAGAGGACAGUGGAUUUUUCAAUAUUUUCAAAAACCAGUAAAAUGCCUGCUUCAAUUGAUUCAUUUUAUCCACAAGUUACGAGUCUUUUGACGACACAUGCAGCAAAAAGUCCGUUAACAAAAAAUGAUUAUUACGAUCAAAUAGGAGGUGUACCAAUAAUAAGCCAUUUUAAUACUCCACUAUCACCGAAAGUAAGAUCCUAUAUUGAGGAAUGUGUAAAAUUGUGUCAACCGGAUGAUGUUUAUAUAUGUGAUGGAAGUGAAGCUGAAAAUAAUCAUUUGAUUAAUCUCCUAGUUAAAAAAGGGACAAUUGAAUCCUUGCCAAAAUAUUUCAACUGCUGGUUAGCAAGAACCAAUCCAGCUGAUGUUGCGCGAGUCGAGAGUCGUACCUUCAUUUGUACAAAUUCAAAAAAUGAGACCAUUCCCACGCCAAGGAAUGGAAUCAAGGGAACACUGGGAAAUUGGAUCUCACCAAACGAAAUGGAUGAUGCUGUAAUGGAUCGCUUUCCAGGAUGUAUGAAAGGACGCACGAUGUACGUGAUACCAUUUAGCAUGGGACCAGUUGGUUCGCCGCUAUCGAAAAUUGGCAUCGAAAUAACCGACUCGGCCUACGUUGUAUGCUCCAUGAGAAUAAUGACACGGAUGGGUUCCCAAGUUUUAGACUUUCUUGGCAAGGGGGAUUUUGUAAAGUGUCUUCAUUCAGUUGGAAUGCCAAAAUUAGAAUCCAAGGUCAAGGUGAAUCUCUCGUGGCCCUGCGAUCCUGAGAGGACAAUUAUUCUUCAUAAACCGGCGAAAAAUGAAAUUGUCUCCUAUGGAAGUGGAUACGGUGGUAAUUCAUUAUUGGGGAAAAAAUGUUUUGCACUUAGAAUUGGUUCCACUAUUGCCAGGGAUGAGGGUUGGCUUGCUGAACAUAUGCUGAUUCUUGGAAUAACAAAUCCAAAGGGCAAAAAACGAUAUAUUGCCGCUGCAUUUCCAAGUGCAUGUGGUAAGACAAAUUUAGCAAUGAUGCAACCAACACUACCUGGUUAUAAAAUCGAGUGCGUUGGUGAUGAUAUUGCCUGGAUGAGAUUUGACAAAAAAGGAGUACUUCGGGCAAUUAAUCCUGAAAAUGGAUUUUUUGGAGUUGCACCAGGUACAAGUAUGGCUACCAAUCCAAAUGCAAUGAAGACAAUUUUUCAAAAUACAAUAUUUACGAAUGUUGCCAAGACAAGUGAAGGUGGAGUUUUUUGGGAGGGAAUGGAAAAAGAAAUAUCAAAUGAUGUAGAGAUUACAGAUUGGCACAACAAUGAAUGGAAUUUCGAUGUCAAUUCACCGGCAGCACAUCCAAAUUCAAGAUUUUGCUCGCCAGCUAAUCAGUGUCCAAUAAUCGAUCCCAAUUGGGAGGAUCCAGAAGGUGUUCCUAUUGAUGCUAUUCUUUUCGGAGGACGUAGACCAGAAGGUGUUCCACUCGUUUACGAAGCACGUAAUUGGGAACAUGGCGUUUUUAUUGGAGCUACAAUGAGAUCAGAAGCUACCGCAGCUGCUGAAUUCAAGGGCAAAGUUAUAAUGAACGAUCCAUUUGCAAUGAGGCCAUUUUUUGGCUAUAAUUUUGGUCACUAUCUCAAGCAUUGGCUGAGUAUGGAAAAUGUGGAGAAUGCAAAAUUACCAAAAAUCUUUCACGUCAAUUGGUUUAGAAAAGAUGCAAAUGGAAAAUUCCUUUGGCCUGGUUUUGGUGAAAAUUCACGUGUACUUGAUUGGAUUUUAAGAAGGGUUGAGGGAGAAGAUAUUGCGAGAGAUUCAAUGAUUGGUCUAAUUCCAAAAUUAAAUUCAAUUAAUUUAGAUGGUAUUAAAGAGAAUGUCGAUAUGGAUGAAUUAUUUAGGUUACCAAAAGAUUUUUGGCAAAAGGAGGCUGUUAAUUUGAAAGAAUAUCUUGAUUCACAAGUUGGUGAUGAUCUUCCAAAACAAAUUAUAACACAAUUGGAUACGCUCAAAAAAAAUGUUGAUAAACUUUAAAAUUCUAUAUAAAUUUCUCCUUUAUUUGUAUAAUUUCAAAAAAAAAGUGUAUCAGUUUUCUUUGAGAGCUUUAAAAUAAAAUAAAAUAAAAAAAAAAUUACUUUCAAAAUUAAGGAAACUUGAUUCACUUUUUUUUAAAAAAAUAGAUAUUUAAUUGUUAUUGAAAAAAAAAAUUGUGAUGUAUAUAAAAUACAUAUACACGAUGUUUGUAUGACGUCCUGCAAAUGUGUACAUAGUAUUAUAUAAAAUAUAAUGUAUUUUUGUAAAUUGUACAUUCCAGCUAAAUUAAAAUGCAUUCCAUGUUCGUGUCACACAUCAGAUGUGUGGCGAUUUCUCAUUUUUACUUUGGAAGUAAUGUGUAAAAAGAAGAAGAAAAAAAAAGUAUACACACAUUAAGUAAUUACGUUCACUAAUAGUCAUUGUCACGCUUCUAUAGAAAAAAAAAAAAAAAAAAAAAAUGACAAAUAAAAAUAUGAUAUAAAUUUUAUCAAACUGA
This is a messenger RNA of Leptopilina boulardi, 3310 nucleotides long. Its product is annotated as phosphoenolpyruvate carboxykinase [GTP]-like. The record is from RefSeq and is a predicted model, not a curated record. Gene Ontology annotation, biological process: propionate catabolic process; cellular response to glucose stimulus; hepatocyte differentiation. The transcript has 8 exons. Gene Ontology annotation, molecular function: manganese ion binding; GTP binding; phosphoenolpyruvate carboxykinase (GTP) activity. NCBI's taxonomy places the organism in Eukaryota, Metazoa, Arthropoda, Insecta, Hymenoptera, Figitidae. Gene Ontology annotation, cellular component: cytosol. The coding region runs from base 631 to 2814 and encodes 727 amino acids.